AUGGAAAAUAAAGAUUCAAAGAAAAUUUUUGGGGAUGAUUCUGAUGAUGACACAUCAGAGGAUAGUGAAACUUGGAAGGUCAUUUCAUUAUUAUGGUAUAAUACGGGUUCUCCCUGUGAAAUCAUAGACAUUGCAUGGUCUCCGGAUGCUGAAUAUAUCGUUGCUGCAUGCAUGGAUGGUGGUUCCAGAAUAUGGCGUGUGAAAGAAGGUCAAAAACCUUUAAAAGACACUACCAAAACAUGUGAUGAUUUGAGCGAGCAUAAAUGUAAUAGUGAUAACCAUACUGCAGUGCUUGCAAAUUCUGAAUCCAAGAUCGCCGCCGUAAAUGAUAUUUCAGCAGCUUAA
Messenger RNA from Racocetra fulgida, 345 nucleotides. The record is from the annotation of a GenBank genome assembly. NCBI's taxonomy places the organism in Eukaryota, Fungi, Glomeromycota, Glomeromycetes, Diversisporales, Gigasporaceae.